GUAAAUAAAAGGUUGAUGCAGAAAGAAUCAUCCACUGCAGCAGAGGGCGCUAAAGAAGCAGCAAUCUGAGCGUUUCAAGUCUCCAACAGAGUAUUUGCAUAAUCAUCGGUACCAUCGGUGAAGUCAUUCCGGACCCGAGUGUCGUCAUGUCGGAGACGUUGUCGCUCAGAGAGCUGGUCAACAAACGUCUGGCGGCGGCAGCGGAAGACAUCCUCGGACUGGUGGAGAAAACCAUCGCCGAAUAUCAGAGUGAAGUGGUCCGGUCCAGCGCUGAGAUCGUCCGUCUGAAACAGGAGGUGGAGCAGCUCACAGCCGGAGCGGCUACGCCCAGAGCAGACACUGUCACUGUCGCUGAGAAAACCUGUGCUCAGGAGAAAAACACCCGGAGUCAGAGCAGUGACCUUCAGCAGGUUAAAGAGGAGGAGCAGGUGGAUCUCCCCAUCAACCCUGACCUGGAGGUCGGUUCAUCCAAGGAUGUCAAAGACAGACUACAAGAAAACAAGCAAACUCAGACAGACUCUGAGGCCAUCUCAGCACCUUUGGACAUCAGGACCUUGACUCUUGGUGAAGACGACGAGCGCCGUGUCGUCGCCGUCUCCAUCAACAGGGAAGAAAAGAAGACUUGUCGUUUCUGUCGGAAGCGUUUUAAGAACGACUCGGCCCUCGUCAAGCACGUGGACGAGGUUCACCCCGGAAAGAAAGCCUAUAAGUGUCAAGAGUGCGGGAAGGAGUGUCACCGCAAAGACCACCUGGCCACGCAUCUCCGAGUUCACACGGGGGAGAAACCGCACCAGUGCCCCUUCUGUAAAAAGUUAUUUGCCCAGACUUCCAAUCUCAACGUUCACAUCAGGGUGCACACGGGCGAGAAGCCCUAUUUCUGCAGAACCUGUGGUAAAAAGGUGGCUCACAGUACCCACCUCAGACACUGUGGCGCUCCGGAGUCAUCCGGGGAGAAACCGUUUCGAUGUUUGGUUUGUGGCAAAAAGUUUCUGACCGCGGCAGAUCUGAAGGUGCACAUGGAGAUCCACUGGGCGAGGAAUCCAAACGCUGAUGCUACAGUCUGACGCCUCAGAUCAGGGCUGUCAAAUUCGUUUUGGUUCAAACUAAUGAACCUAUAAAUAAUAACCUACAGCCUUUCCCCCCCUUUGUUUUCAUGCAAAAAAGUACAUUACAUCCAUUUUGAUAUUUGAUGAAAUAUAAAAGUGUUUGUGUAUUUUAUUUUCAAAUACAUCAAAUGGAACGGAUUGAAACCCCAAGCAGGCAGGUUUUGGACCGCGGGCCGUAUGUUUGACAGGCCUGCGUUAGACUGAAAGAGCUUUUUUAUAUUACAAAUAUAAUAUUUGUAUAUAAAUUGUAUAUAUGUAUUUAUUUUUUUCUAAAGAACAAAUCAGACGUGUGUGUGAAAUGUAAUUCAGUCUGUAAAUGUUGUAACUGUUUGAUACAAUAAAAGUAGUUUUUUGUGAAGGGAUUAGCCUGAAAAUACUCAAAUAUAGCCAUAAAACUAAACGUUAGCCAAGACGGUUAACAACUACACAUAAGAAAAAUUCAGGAAAAAUUGCCAAAUAACCCUAUUCUACAUUAACCUUAACUAAUGCAAUGGUAUUGAUUUAAA
Cynoglossus semilaevis (tongue sole) is the source of this 1612-nucleotide messenger RNA. Its product is annotated as zinc finger and SCAN domain-containing protein 31-like. The transcript has 3 exons. NCBI's taxonomy places the organism in Eukaryota, Metazoa, Chordata, Actinopteri, Pleuronectiformes, Cynoglossidae. Bases 147 to 1064 code for a protein of 305 amino acids. Gene Ontology annotation, molecular function: DNA-binding transcription factor activity, RNA polymerase II-specific; RNA polymerase II cis-regulatory region sequence-specific DNA binding. The record is from RefSeq and is a predicted model, not a curated record. Gene Ontology annotation, biological process: regulation of transcription by RNA polymerase II.